AUGUGGUCACCACUGUUCGCCUUGCUUUGCCUGACCCUAGCCUUUAACCAACCGAAUGUGUUCGUGGAGGCCGGAGGUCCGCUUAAGAUACUGGGUCUCUUCCCCCAUCCCGGAGUUAGCCACUUCCACUUCUUCCAUCCCAUUAUGAAGGGUUUGGCUGAGGCGGGUCAUGACGUUAGUGUGGUUUCCCACUUCCCGGACAAGCAUCCGGUUGUCCGUUACAAGGAUUUCCCCCUGACCGGGAUAGAAAAGCUCACGAACAGUGUGGAUCUCAAGUUUUUUGAGAAGCGUACUUUCUACAAUCACUUCCUGGAAUUCUUCCUGCUCCACGAGUGGGGCAAACAGGCCUGCAACCACACUCUACGUUCGGAAGCACUGCAGCAGAUCCUCAAGCGUCCAGGACGUUUUGAUGUUAUUAUUAUGGAGCAAUUCAAUACGGACUGCAUGAUGGGAGUGGCUCAUCAGCUCCAGGCCCCGGUAAUCGCUUUAAGUAGCUGUGUGAUGAUGCCCUGGCACUAUGAGAGAAUGGGUGCUCCUUUGAUACCCUCGCAUAUCCCUGCGCUCUUCAUGGCCCAGUCGCAGGACAUGGACUUUGGCGGACGACUGGCUAAUUGGUUUAGCACCCACGCCUUAAACUGGAUGUAUAAAUUACUAUCUAUACCCGCUGCCGAUGCUUUGGUUCAAUACAAAUUCGGUCACGAUACACCUUCAGUUGGUGAGCUGGUGAAGAACACCUCCUUGUUCUUUGUAAACCAACACUAUUCGCUGUCAGGGCCCAAGCCAAUGCCACCCAAUGUUAUCGAGCUGGGCGGAAUACACAUUCAGAAAUCAAAACCACUACCGGCCGAUCUUCAGCGUAUUUUGGAUAAUGCCGAGGAAGGAGUGAUCCUGAUCAGUUGGGGAUCCAUGAUCAGGGCGAAUUCUCUGUCGGCGGCAAAAAGGGAUGGCAUAGUAAGGGCGGUGGCUCGAUUGAAGCAAACGGUUAUAUGGAAAUGGGAGAACGAAACGCUGCCCAAUAAGCCACCUAAUAUGCACAUUAUGAAGUGGCUCCCGCAACGUGAUAUCCUCUGUCAUCCGAACGUAAAGGUUUUCAUGUCACAUGGUGGACUAAUGGGGACCUCCGAGGCUGCCUACUGUGGUGUCCCAGUUGUGGCCACGCCAAUGUACGGUGAUCAGUUUGUGAAUACGGCGGCCUUGGUGCAACGAGGCAUGGGAACCAUCCUUAAUUUCGAGGAUAUCGGAGAGAACACAGUGAUGCGCGCUUUGAAAAAGGCUUUAGACAAAAAAUACUACGAUGCCGCCAAGGUCGUCUCCCACUCGUUUAACCACCGCCCACAGCAGGCUCUGGCAACCGCACUUUGGUGGGUGGAGCAUGUGGCCCAUACGGGAGGAGCACCCCUGCUAAAGCCCAGUGCUGUGGAGAUGUCCCGUUUCGUGUACUACUCCUUGGACUGCUAUGCUGUGUUGGCCCUAAUCUUGGCCAUUGUUAUUGCUAGUUGGGUGUGGCUCCUUCGACUCUGCUGUGGAUCCAGAUCAGCCGUAAAGACCAAGAGGGAUUAGCCGGGAUCAUCCCGGCGCCGUUUCUUUCGUGGUGUAUGUGAUAUUUUAUAUGUUCUGUGUAAGAAACUUGUAAUUGUAUAGACGCCUCCUCUCAAGGACUUUAUCUAGAUGUAAUCAUAGUCACGCCAAAUUAAAUAUAAUGUUUAAUUCAAUUGGUAUUA
Messenger RNA from Drosophila eugracilis, 1721 nucleotides. It is a transcript of the gene Ugt36D1, whose product is annotated as UDP-glycosyltransferase UGT5. The record is from RefSeq and is a predicted model, not a curated record. NCBI's taxonomy places the organism in Eukaryota, Metazoa, Arthropoda, Insecta, Diptera, Drosophilidae. Gene Ontology annotation, molecular function: UDP-glycosyltransferase activity.